UCUUAAAUUUAUUAAAGAAUAUAGGUUGAUCGUCAUGUAUGUGAUGAUAUUUAUUUCUUAUGCCAUUUCUAUUUUUCAGCAUCAUUCAUAAGGCCACCAGUGUAAUGGAAGUUUUGAUGGAAACUUUGAAUGCCUUGACUCCUAGAUGCCCUGAGGGGGCAGCUGGUGAGUUCAUUCUGGAUCUUGUUGAACAGUGUUCUUUUCAGAAGCAGCGAGUCAUGCAUCUUGUGAUGACCUGCCAUGAUGAGAAAGUGAUUGCUCAAGCAAUUGAAUUGAAUGAGCUGCUUGGUAAAGUUCUUACCCAACAUGAUUCACUUCUCUCUUCUCGAGCCCCCUCUACAACAGGUUUAUUUGUUAAUGAAGAAGCAGAGGAGGAUGAAGAGCUUCUUCUUCGUAGGUACUGUUCUUUUGUAGGAGUCGUCUUGUUUGAUUACCUGCUAAUAUACAAUCUGAGAAAUAUACCACUAAAUGCUCUUGUAACAUUUAUUUAUUGUGCUCAAUAGGCUUUAAUGGGCAAU
This is a messenger RNA of Dendrobium catenatum, 518 nucleotides long. RefSeq names its product TOM1-like protein 5. The coding region runs from base 60 to 503 and encodes 147 amino acids. The record is from RefSeq and is a predicted model, not a curated record. Gene Ontology annotation, molecular function: ubiquitin binding; phosphatidylinositol binding. Gene Ontology annotation, biological process: protein transport to vacuole involved in ubiquitin-dependent protein catabolic process via the multivesicular body sorting pathway. The transcript is spliced from 3 exons. Lineage: Eukaryota; Viridiplantae; Streptophyta; Magnoliopsida; Asparagales; Orchidaceae.